AUGUGGAGCUUGCAAGCAGCUGUGAUUUUAACAUGUGUUGCAUUUUGUGUUGCACUAACACCAGUAUAUGUAAACACAGCGGUUGGACAUAUCAUGGGAUUUCAAGAGCAGAUUACUCUUGACGGAGAACAGAAAUUAAUUUAUAAAUUUCUUGGUAUUCCGUUUGCCGAAUCAACAGGAGGACGAAACAGAUUUAGAAAACCGGUUCCGAAAGCUCCAUUUACAAAGACGUUUAACGCAAGUAAGGAACCAGUGGCUUGUUACCAGCAAUCAGAACAACACAAUGCUUUAUAUAGAUAUUACGGUGUCUCUGGAUUUUCCGAAGAUUGUCUAACACUAAACAUUUAUGUUCCACAUGAGCUUCGAGCCAGCGACCUACGACCAGUUAUGAUUUGGGUGAAUGGUGUUGGUUUCGUCUUAGGCGCAUCAACAGUAUACAAACCUGAAGGGUUAGCAUUAUUUGGAAAUGUAAUCAUUGUAUCUAUUAACUACCGUAUAGGUAUGCUUGGUUUCUUACGUGACCAAAACGGUGUUUUUCCUGGAAACCAAGGUCUCUGGGAUCAGCAUCUUGCUUUUAGAAAAACUGCUAGAGCAAGAGAGUUUUUCGCUUCGUUGCACAUACUAAUUGGUGCUAAUGAUAAAGAUGGUUGUGGAUAUUACUUUUUGUACCAGGACGCACUUAAUCACUCAACGCUUGAUUUCAAUAUAACUAAGGACGACUUCACAAAUACAGUAGUUCCAAUUAUCGUUGAUUCGAACCUUUUACCUGAAGACAGCAACACAAAAGAGGCAUUAGAAAAGAUUUUGUCAUUUUCAUACACCGACUGGAAUGACCCAGACAGUUACGUCAGUAUACGACAAAAUGCAAUUGAUUUACCUACUGACAUAAGUGUUUUUUCACCAGCGUCUAUAACAGUACGUGCGCAUGCCAGAUUAAAUGUCGGAAAGGCUUACUUAUACGAGUUUGCAGUGCAAACAAGGACACAUAAUCUACCCCUACCUUCGUGGAUGAAAGGAUCAAAUCAGGGCAAAACCAAUUACAGUUUGUUUUCGUUCCGUUGCGUGAGACGUGUCAUGCUUGGAAAUCCUAAUAUACCAAUGGAUAUUAAACAAUUUACGAACACUGUGUGGCCAGCAUAUGAUGUGACGUCGCAGCGUUAUUUCCGGAUAUCAGAUCAGAUGUCUCCUGCAUCAGUCGUAGAAGGAUUCUAUCCAAGGAGAAUGACCUUAUGGUCUGACGUUAUUCCAGAAAUAAGAAGACAACAUUGUCCAGACAAAAAGCAACCAGACAUUUUAGUCGGGUCGGGGGCUGCGCUCUUUGAGCGUCGCUUUGCCUUGGUGAUCUUUAUUCUCAUUCUUUUAAGGUGGAUAGAUGAAGAAGUUUAG
Messenger RNA from Ruditapes philippinarum (Manila clam), 1386 nucleotides. RefSeq lists its product as uncharacterized. Bases 1 to 1386 code for a protein of 461 amino acids. Lineage: Eukaryota; Metazoa; Mollusca; Bivalvia; Venerida; Veneridae. The record is from RefSeq and is a predicted model, not a curated record. The transcript is spliced from 4 exons.